Argiope bruennichi is the source of this 2649-nucleotide messenger RNA. Its product is annotated as zinc finger protein 76-like. Gene Ontology annotation, biological process: regulation of transcription by RNA polymerase II; central nervous system development. The transcript has 12 exons. The record is from RefSeq and is a predicted model, not a curated record. NCBI's taxonomy places the organism in Eukaryota, Metazoa, Arthropoda, Arachnida, Araneae, Araneidae. Gene Ontology annotation, molecular function: RNA polymerase II cis-regulatory region sequence-specific DNA binding; DNA-binding transcription factor activity, RNA polymerase II-specific. Gene Ontology annotation, cellular component: nucleus. Bases 790 to 2562 code for a protein of 590 amino acids.
AAUUCAGGAAAUCUGUGCUUUUCGGAGAAGUUUGAAAACAUUGCUCAAAUCAUAAAAUGUUUCAAGUUCUGAGCAGAGUCUUCACAUACCUGCAUUUAUCCAAUAACUACUUCUUUCCUUAUUCUAAAAAAAUAGUUCCAAUCCUAGGCUUAGGUCCCAUGAUUAUACUUUACAACAUUGAGGUAGUCUGAGUUCUAUUAAAUAUACAUAUUCAUUGUAAGAGGGAAAAUUUAUUUUAUAAAGUUUCCAGUGGAAUUGAAUAAAAUUUUAUCUCGCAUCUCUCCUAGAUUUGUUAGAGAUGCUAUUUGAGUCUCCUUGCAGAAGUACUUUUAUUUGUUAUACGAUAAUUUUAUUAACAGAGAAGUUAAUAGAAUUUUUUUCUAAAAUUUUUAGAAAUAACACCUUUUUGAUAAUUGAAAAAGUUCACGAAACGCAGUAUUGAACUAGAAAAUCUUCGUUUACCGUAGUUUUUUUUAUACGACUUCGAACUUUGGACAUAAAUCAUACGAUAUGAAAAGUAUUUGAAACAAGAGGAGAUUAUAAUAUUUUAAUCUGACUUUAAUGUUUUAACAAGAGAUAAAACGAUCGUCGGCCUAAGAUUCAGAAAAACAUUAGUAACAAUAAAAGCCUUAUGAAUUCAAAUCUCAGGAAUAUAAAGGUACGAAGCGAUUGGAUGAUUAGCUACUAUGUGAUAUCGAAACUCUUCGAAUAUCGAUAGAAAUGUUUUGCAUUUAACGAUUGCAAGCUUUCGCUGUGCAUGGUGGUCCUUCUAGUGGGAACCAUGAAAGCAUGAAUAAAAUGGUAACCGAAUCAUCCACUAGUACAAAAGAUGAUGAAAUAGAAUGUCAAAAAGCACAAGAAGUUAUUGGUAUGCUUUUGCAAAAGCCUGAUGACAACAAUGAAGAUGUUUUAGAAGGAGCUGCAUUUGCAGUUGGUAAAAGUGCAUCAGAUUUACCGACAUCUGCAGUUACUGUAUCUGUUGCUGGUUCUCCUCCUUUUAAUAUAUGUCAUGUUUCACUCACAGAAGCUGGAAUGAUUUUAGAACCAGGUGAUGUUAUAAGGCAUACUUUAGAUAGUACAUCCUCAAUUCAGUUAGAAGAUGGAACAACAGCAUUUGUUCAGAACUUUGAGCCAGUGGAUGAAUCUGAUAGCAGUGAUACGACUGCAAAAUUUAUUGAUGGUCAAGCUGUUCAGUUAGAAGACGGCACUACUGCUUUUAUUCAUGCUGCACCUAGAGAGGGCUUACAAGCUGUUCAGCUAGAAGAUGGUACAUUAGCGUAUUUAUCCCAAGCUGGAACUGAGCUUUUCAAUGGCGAAGCUUCUAGUCUCUUAGAACACUUAACGAAUAAUUCUCAGGUUACUGAAAAUGAAGUGAAAGACCUUGAUGGAAAAGUGGCUGAUAAUUAUACUAAAGGAUCUUCCCGAGUUGUUGGAAAGCCAUUUCCAUGUCAGUACUCCAACUGUAAUAGAUUAUAUACCACACUACAUCAUUUACGAGUUCAUGAAAGAUCUCAUACUGGUGAUCGUCCUUUCAAGUGCACCAUUGAGGGUUGUGGGAAAGCUUUUGCUACUGGUUAUGGUCUUAAGAGUCACACUCGAGUACACACAGGCGAGACACCAUACAAGUGCCCAGAAGAAACAUGUUUGAAAGCUUUCAAAACUUCUGGAGAUCUGCAGAAGCAUGUUCGGACACACACAGGUGAAAGACCUUUUAAAUGUUCUUUCAGUGGCUGCAAUCGAGCUUUCACUACUUCAAACAUUCGCAAAGUCCACCUCAGAACUCAUACUGGAGAACGACCUUAUAUUUGUAAAGCGGAGGGCUGUGGAAGAGCUUUUGCUAGUGCAACAAAUUAUAAAAACCAUAUUAGGAUACAUACAGGUGAAAAACCAUAUGUAUGCACAGUAGCAGGUUGCAAUAAAAGAUUUACUGAAUAUUCUAGCUUAUACAAACACCAUGUUGUUCAUACUCACUCAAAGCCUUAUGUCUGCAGUUUCUGUGGGAAAACUUAUAGACAAACAUCCACUUUAGCUAUGCAUAAACGAACAGCACAUGGUGUUCUAGAUCAAAAUGAAGGUGCUACUACUUCUGAAGAAACUCCACAAGAUUCUGAGCAGCAAAUUGAUGAUCCUUCUGAAACUACUCAUGAGGAAAUGUGCGUAGAUGAAGAAAUAGACCAAAAAGCUAAUCAUAAAAUUGAUGGUGUACAGCAGGAGUCUGUUGAAACUAUUCUGCCUGAUAAUAAAUCAUUUCCUACUAUAGUUACUCUUCAAAAUGAUACUCCAAACCAAAUGCUACAAGAACAUCCAGUGUAUGCAGUUCAACUUCAAGAUGAUGGUACCUUAUCAUCGACAAUGCAACAAAUUGUACUUGUUACUGACACUUCACAAUUAGCUGCUUUGCAGCAACUUGCUCAGCAAGGCCAGUUUGACACUGCUCUUUCAUCUUCAGACAUGAAUUCAGCACAAAACAGUUCCCAAAUCAGCAUGUGUACUUCCAAUCAAACUUUAAAGACAAACAGACGAUUGCAUUGUAAAUCUGAUGAUGAAAAGAUCUGUUCAUGAUUUAAAAUUAUUUGUAAAUAUUUCAGAGUCAAAAUAAGCCUAGUCAUUCUUGUAAUGUUUUGUCCAUGAUUGAAUUCUUUUUGUAUA